Molecule: messenger RNA, 1537 nt
Organism: Mustela erminea (ermine)
Lineage: Eukaryota; Metazoa; Chordata; Mammalia; Carnivora; Mustelidae
Gene: AIPL1
Product: aryl hydrocarbon receptor interacting protein like 1
Exons: 8
Coding region: 4-1422 (472 amino acids)
Molecular function (GO): protein binding; peptidyl-prolyl cis-trans isomerase activity
Source: RefSeq, a predicted model, not a curated record
ACAAUGAGGGGGAGGAGGAGGAGGAAACGUCUUUUUCUGAAUGAGAGACUCCUCCCUUGCCGGGAGCAGAGCCGGCCAGGCGAGGGAGGAAUUGUAUGCCUGCGGGGGCUGCCUCCCAGCGGAGCGGUGGCAGGGUCGGGGGCAAAGUCAUUCCUAGGCAGGGGCUUUCUGGGGUCCAGCCCCACCUGUGCCUCUGUUGCCAAGGAGGACGGAGGAGGAGGAGGGGCCCCAGCCCUGCCCCGUCCUGGGGGACGCCCUGGCCAACAGCAGAAUUUCCUGCUAGUUCCCACGACCCCCUGGAAUGGCCGGUGCUGGAAGAAGCAGACCUACGCUGGGCCAGAUGCUGCAAGGGAGGCGUCCUUGGGUGUCCAUGGGUCAAUCCCCAGGUCUGGGUGUCUUCCUCCUGGGAGAUUACUGAGCCUGAGCCCGGGAGCCAUGGAGGCCGCUCUGCUCCUGAACGUGGAGGGGGUCAAGAAAACCAUCCUACACGGAGGGACCGGGGAGCUCCCAAACUUCAUCACGGGGUCCCGGGUGAUCUUCCAUUUCCGCACCACGAAAUGCGACGAGGACCGGACAGUGAUUGACGACAGCAAGCGUGUGGGCCACCCCAUGCACAUCAUCAUCGGGAACAUGUUCAAGCUGGAGGUCUGGGAAGUGCUGCUGACGUCCAUGCGGGUCGGCGAGGUGGCCGAGUUCUGGUGUGACGCCAUCCACACAGGGGUCUACCCCAUCCUGUCCCGGAGCCUGCGGCAGGUGGCGGAGGGCAAGGACCCCACGGAGUGGCACGUACACACGUGUGGGCUCGCCAACAUGUUCGCCUACCACACGCUGGGCUAUGAGGACCUGGACGAGCUACAGAAGGAGCCACAGCCUCUGAUCUUCGUGAUAGAGCUGCUGCAGGUGGAGGCCCCGAGCGAGUACCAGCGGGAGACGUGGAGCCUGAACAACCAGGAGAAGAUGCAGGCAGUGCCCAUCCUCCACGGAGAAGGGAACCGGCUCUUCAAACUGGGCCGCUACGACGAAGCCUCCAGCAAGUACCAGGAAGCCAUCGUCUGCCUGAGGAACCUGCAGACCAAGGAGAAGCCCUGGGAGGUGCAGUGGCUGAAGCUGGAGAAGAUGGUCAACACCCUGAUCCUCAACUACUGCCAGUGUCUGCUCAAGAAGGAGGAAUACUACGAGGUGCUGGAGCACACGAGCGACAUCCUGCGGCUGCACCCAGGGAUCGUGAAGGCCUACUACGUGCGGGCCCGGGCUCACGCGGAGGUGUGGAAUGAGGCGGAGGCCAGGGCGGACCUUCAGAAAGUGCUGGAGCUGGAGCCGUCCAUGGGGAAGGCGGUGCGCAGGGAGCUGAGGCUUUUGGAAAACCGCCUGGAGGAGAAGCGGGAGGAAGAGCGGCUCCGCUGCCGGAACAUGCUGGGCUAGGGUGCGGAGUGGGCCUGCCCGGCCUCCCCUGGGUACUUCUGCAGCUGCGCACACUUCCUCUAGAACGCUCUCUCAAGUCCAUGCCACUCCCUUCUGGGCAGGACAACCACUGGAA